AUGAGCGACAGCACUCCCAGCCAGCAAGGUGGCGGCCAGUCAAACGGCCCAAACGGCCCAAACGGCCCAAACGGCCACCACAACUCGAAGAUCCCUCGAGUUCUGGCUUGCGUCUUGUGCCAGCACCGCAAAAUCAAAUGCGAUCGCAAUACCCCGUGUUCAAACUGUCUCAAGGCCAACGUCCCAUGCACACCCUCCACGCCUGCUCCCGUCCGUAAGCGGAGGCGGGCCUAA
Molecule: messenger RNA, 234 nt
Organism: Verticillium dahliae VdLs.17
Lineage: Eukaryota; Fungi; Ascomycota; Sordariomycetes; Glomerellales; Plectosphaerellaceae
Exons: 2
Coding region: 1-234 (77 amino acids)
Biological process (GO): regulation of DNA-templated transcription
Molecular function (GO): DNA-binding transcription factor activity, RNA polymerase II-specific; zinc ion binding
Source: RefSeq, a predicted model, not a curated record